This is a messenger RNA of Magallana angulata, 1244 nucleotides long. Its product is annotated as F-box only protein 22-like. The record is from RefSeq and is a predicted model, not a curated record. Bases 23 to 1243 code for a protein of 406 amino acids. The transcript has 5 exons. Gene Ontology annotation, molecular function: protein binding. Gene Ontology annotation, biological process: positive regulation of proteasomal ubiquitin-dependent protein catabolic process; protein polyubiquitination. Lineage: Eukaryota; Metazoa; Mollusca; Bivalvia; Ostreida; Ostreidae.
CGGAGAACAGACAUAAACAAAAAUGGCGACUAAUUUUCUGAACAACGAAGGAAAAGUUUGUCCGGCGAAAGUUUUACAAGGAAUCCCUGUCAUCAGCAACAAGAUAAUGGAAUAUCUUCCUAUGACGUCACUUCACGCCUGUGCUCGGGUUUGUCGUAUCUGGAACGAUAUUGUCAAAAGCAUCAAACAGAAGAGGAGGGAUUUAAAAUGGAUUUGUAUUCAAGGAACGGGAAUGGAAGACCAGCAAGUUCAGACCAUUUCAUCAGAACUAAUGCUUCUGUUCGAGAACCUGACAUGUGAGCCUGCCUAUUUGUUUGUGUUUUGUACCUCUGCCCUGUUUGAGCAACAUCUUUAUGCUCCUUCCAAAAACCAGACACGAAGACCUCGCCAGUGUCAACAGCAGGCUUAUGAUGUAAACAGUUAUAUUACGUCCCUCGCACCUCCAUCCUGCAGGUGUUAUUCAGUGGCAGCAGAUGGUAUCAUUGGAAGCACUGGCAACAAAUCAGUAGAAAUAGAACACUCCCCACUGGCCGUGACAUGUUUAGCAAUUCCCAAAAUAAAUGGACUGGAAAUUUAUGAUUUUUUUAUUGAUCUGAACAAACACAUUUCUCCACUGAAUCCAGAAAUCCCAGAGCAGUUUAAUGUAGAGGAUGUGACUUCAGUGCCAUGUGAUCAGGAGGUCAAGGCCAUUCUGUUUUUCUCUGACCUUCACUUCUGUCCCCAAGAGAUCCAGCUUGGCCUCUUGGACUACUACAAUGGAUGCCCGGUGGUAGGGGGUUAUGUUGACCACAUUCUGUCCACUGAUUUGGAUAAUGACUCAGAUGUUCCAGACUCCCAGGUUCGCUGCAUCGCUUUGUGCGGACCCAAUGUACAUGUGGCUUCUGUCGUCAUCAAGGACGAUGUCAGUGACCAAAAGCAAAUCGAGAAAGAACUCCUUAAACUCAAGGACUGCAACCUACCAAUGGACUCUACAUUUGCCUUUAUGUUUGCCUGUCUCGGCAGGGGGAAGUCAUUUCAUCGUAACAAGGAAAACGUGGAGUCCUCUAUAUUUAGGAAGGUUUUCCCUCAGACACCAUUAUUUGGUUUUUUUGGCAAUGGAGAGAUUGGCAUGAAUUACCUACAACCGUUUGAUUCCACUGGAAGCUUUUCUAAGUCAAAAAAGACAAAGUUUAGCAGGCACCAUCCAAAACUCUCUCAUGCUUAUACGUCUAUUUUCUUGUUAGUGUCUGUUACCUCUGGCUGAA